Ctenocephalides felis (cat flea) is the source of this 1026-nucleotide messenger RNA. Its product is annotated as zinc finger protein 92-like. Gene Ontology annotation, biological process: regulation of transcription by RNA polymerase II. Lineage: Eukaryota; Metazoa; Arthropoda; Insecta; Siphonaptera; Pulicidae. The transcript has a single exon. Gene Ontology annotation, molecular function: RNA polymerase II cis-regulatory region sequence-specific DNA binding; DNA-binding transcription factor activity, RNA polymerase II-specific. The record is from RefSeq and is a predicted model, not a curated record. The coding region runs from base 1 to 1026 and encodes 341 amino acids.
AUGUCUGAAAAAACACAGUUUGAAUCACUGGAAUCUUCAACCAAUGUUGCAAAUCAUUCUACAAACCAAGAAUCCAAUAUUUCAUCUGAUAUGAAACAAGUAUCUUCUCCCAAAGAUAAUACACCAUGCUUAAAACUCUUUAUGAAGUCUGGUAUAGCAUUAGAAAAAGGAACUAAACAUGAUUAUAUAUGUAAAAGAUGCAAACAGUCUUUCGAUAGUCUUUUUACACUAGUCCAGCAUUUAACAACGCAUUCUGAGAAGGCAUUAAAAAACAAAAAUGCUGGUAAGGUACCUAUAAGACCUUUAAAUAAAAUCCAAAAUCAAAGAAACAAAACAUUCGGUCAACCAGCAAAAACAAACACCGGUAUGCCUCUUUUCACAUGUGAAUUAUGCUCUAAAUCCUUCUCCUACUUGACCAGUUUAAAAAGACAUGUAGCUGGUCACACCAGACCACGUCCUCCCCCUUACAAGACAUAUCAGAAACUCUUAAUAAUAUCUGCACAACAUUCUGAAGCAAGAUGGUAUACAUGUGAAACAUGUGGUAAACAAUUUAGAUUUUUGCAUGAAUUAGAAAAACAUCAGCUUUUCCAAACCACACCUUUUAAAUGCUACGUAUGCAAUAAAACUUUUUCUCAUAUAAGUGAUUUCAGGCAACAUAUGUUUCUUCAUUCCUAUACACGUCCUUUUAAAUGUGACACUUGUGGUAGGGGCUUCAGAAAGUCAGAAGGACUAAGAAAGCAUUCAAAGGUACAUGCUGGGGUCCAUAUUUUCAAAUGUGAGACUUGCGGUAGGGGCUAUGGAACAUCAAAGGGACUGACAGAGCAUUCGAAGAUGCAUGCUGAGAACCUUCCUUUCAAAUGUGAGACUUGCAGUAAAGGCUUUGAACAACCAGAAGCUCUAAAUAAUCAUAUAAAGAGGCAUGCUAAGUACCGUCGUUUUAUUUGUGAGACUUGUGGUAAGACUUUUAUACAAAAGAAGACUCUCAUAAGACACCAGGAGAUACAUAAAAAAGAAACUGUUGUUUGA